Molecule: messenger RNA, 679 nt
Organism: Brassica oleracea var. oleracea
Lineage: Eukaryota; Viridiplantae; Streptophyta; Magnoliopsida; Brassicales; Brassicaceae
Product: probable glutathione peroxidase 4
Exons: 6
Coding region: 33-545 (170 amino acids)
Biological process (GO): response to oxidative stress
Molecular function (GO): glutathione peroxidase activity
Source: RefSeq, a predicted model, not a curated record
AGAGAGAGAGAGAGAGAGAGAGAGAGAGAGAGAUGGGUGCUUCUGUUUCGGUUCCCGAGAGAUCCGUCCAUCAAUUCACCGUCAAGGAUAGCUCCGGCAAGGACGUGAAUUUGAGCAUAUACCAAGGGAAAGUCCUCCUCCUUGUCAAUGUUGCUUCCAAAUGCGGCUUCACCGAAUCCAAUUAUACCCAGCUCACCGAACUUUACCGGAAAUACAAGGACCAAGGGUUUGAGAUCUUGGCGUUCCCUUGCAACCAGUUUCUUUACCAAGAGCCCGGCACGAGUCAAGAGGCUCAUGAGUUCGCUUGUACGCGGUUUCAGGCCGAAUAUCCUGUUUUCCAAAAGGUACGUGUAAACGGUCAAAACGCAGCACCACUCUACAAGUUCCUUAAGGCAAGCAAACCCACUUUUCUAGGUUCCAGAAUUAAGUGGAACUUCACCAAAUUCUUGGUCAGCAAAGAUGGCAUAGUGAUUGAUCGUUACGGCACGAUGGUUACACCCCUUUCCAUCGAGAAAGACAUCAUAAAAGCUCUGGAAGAGGCUUGAUACAGCAGACGUGAUUUUUAUCUCCAGACACCUAAUAAAUUUCGCGGUUGAUUUGUAAUGAUAACCGCAGCUUUUAUGCUGUAAAUCUACGUCGUUCUUUCUUAGUUCGGUGUACAUAUUUUAAAAAAGAUAAA